UAAGAGAACAAAUCACACAGUACAAUCGAAACGACCGAAGUCGGAAAACUCUAAUUAAUUCCCAUUCUCUCUCUCUUUCUCUUUGUGUCCGAAAUUCCGAAAUUCCGAAAUUUUGAAACCCUAACUGGUAACCAUCAUGGGGAACACGGAGAAGCUGUUGAACCAGAUCAUGGAAUUGAAAUUCACGUCGAAGUCGCUGCAGCGGCAAUCGAGGAAAUGCGAGAAGGAAGAGAAAUCGGAGAAGCUGAAGGUGAAGAAAGCCAUCGAGAAAGGGAACAUGGACGGCGCCCGAAUCUACGCGGAGAACGCGAUCCGGAAGCGGACGGAGCAGAUGAACUACCUCCGGCUGGCCUCACGACUUGACGCGGUGGUGGCUCGGCUUGACACGCAGGCGAAGAUGACCACAAUCAACAAGUCCAUGGGGAACAUCGUCAAAUCCCUAGAAUCUUCCCUUGCAACCGGAAACCUCCAGAAGAUGUCGGAGACCAUGGAUCAGUUCGAGAAGCAGUUCGUGAACAUGGAGGUCCAGGCUGAGUUCAUGGAAAGCGCCAUGGCCGGAUCCACCUCGCUUUCUACUCCCGAAGGUGAGGUUAACAGCUUGAUGCAGCAGGUCGCCGACGAUUAUGGCCUCGAGGUCUCGGUUGGUCUCCCUCAGCCUGCUGCACAUGCCGUCCCUGUGAAGGAAACCGAGAAGGUCGACGAGGAUGACUUGUCCAGGCGCCUUGCCGACCUCAAGGCCAGAGGUUAAUUCAUAUUCAUUAAGAUGAUCUCGUCAUUAUACAAUUACUAUGUUAUAAUCACAGUUGUUGAGGAGUGGUUUGUGUAUAUUGAACUGAAUUUGGUUGGCUCUAUGAGAUACUUUAUGUAGACUUUGCUUGUUUUGUUCAUAUUUGUUUGGUUGUUUGUUUGUUUCUUAUUAGCCUUCACUGCCUGGGAUCUCGUGAAUGCUGCUAAGUAGAAUAGAAUAUAAUAGAAUGUUUA
This is a messenger RNA of Gastrolobium bilobum, 981 nucleotides long. Its product is annotated as ESCRT-related protein CHMP1B. The record is from RefSeq and is a predicted model, not a curated record. Gene Ontology annotation, cellular component: multivesicular body; ESCRT III complex. The transcript has a single exon. Lineage: Eukaryota; Viridiplantae; Streptophyta; Magnoliopsida; Fabales; Fabaceae. Gene Ontology annotation, biological process: endosome transport via multivesicular body sorting pathway; late endosome to vacuole transport; protein transport. The coding region runs from base 137 to 748 and encodes 203 amino acids.